Molecule: messenger RNA, 1912 nt
Organism: Erinaceus europaeus (western European hedgehog)
Lineage: Eukaryota; Metazoa; Chordata; Mammalia; Eulipotyphla; Erinaceidae
Gene: MANSC1
Product: MANSC domain containing 1
Exons: 3
Coding region: 74-1231 (385 amino acids)
Source: RefSeq, a predicted model, not a curated record
AUUUUCUCUUACUGUUCUACAGAGGGAGCACUAGCCUUGGCCUUGGAGUUCAGAGGCUAUAGGGAAACUGAAGAUGCUGUUCAGAAAGGGACGGAGCCUGAUGGGCCCUCUUGCAGUGCUGUGUCUCCUGGCCCUGAGGCUGUGUGCCGCCCAUUUUUGCCCUGUUGAUAGCGAGGAAAACUCCGUGGUCGACAUCCAGGCGGCUCUGUCUAAGGGCAUCAAAGGCAUGGAGCCCAUGCGGGUGAUGACGGAGCACGAGUGCAUGCUCUACUGCUGCUCUUCCAUCAAGAUAGCAGGGAACAAACUAUGUAACUUGAUGAUCUACGACACUCGGAAAACAAGUAACCAACCCAAUUGCUACCUGUUUUACUGUCCCAGUGAGGAGGCCUGCCCUCUGAAGCCAGCCCAGGGGAUUUUGACCUCCAGAGUCUAUCGAGAUAUCCCAUUCCCGGACAGAACUGGCUUGGCAGGCCACGGCCCAUCCUCCCAGGCAGUCACCCCCUCACCCCGCCUUCUGACAGGCUCCUGGAAACCCACAGACGUCUCAGGGAGAGACGUGUUUUCUCAGACGCCAGAAUGUUCCGAGGAGCCGUCUGAGCUGGGACCAGCGAUGACACAGCUCCCCACUCACGGAGAAAAAGGUCACCGUCCCAGCUCAGCACCUCGGGUGCAGCCCUCCUCCACUGCACUGGUUGCUGCAAGUUCAAGUCCCUUGGCCACCACUCCGAAGCCUAUGGCUGUUCCCUCUGCCAGGGCUGCAGCCAUUGCCCCUGUGGCCCACCCUCUUGAGGCCGCCACCCCCCAGCCUCCUUCUGCCCCUUCUUCCGCAGCUUCUUCCCAUGCUACGGAAGAGGUUACCCUCCAAGCCAGCAAGGUGACAUCAUUGGUCCCCAAGCCCUCCUCCCAGACUCCCCCAGACCUGGAUGGCCCCCCUGACAUGGUGGCCUGGAGGGAAAGCUCCAGGCUGGCUCUGGACACAGGGCAUGCUCUGUCCCGUGUUGACUCUGCCUUGGUGAGUGCGGCUGUGGCCUUGGGGCCUGGGGGUGGCCCUCUUGGGGUUCAGGCUGGCUUUCUGCUGGAGAAGGGGCUCCUGCUGGGGAGCCUGCUCUUCGGGGUCCUCUUCCUGACGAUCAGCCUCGUCCUCUUGGGGAGGAUGCUUGUGGAGUCCCUUCGCAGGAAACGCUACUCCAGGCUCGAUUACCUGAUCAACGGCAUCUACCUUGACAUCUGAGGUUGGAACCUGGGGGGUUAUGGAGGGCACUAGUAACUCACAACCCAAACGCCCUGUGAGUCGCUGCUGACCCUCUAAUUUAGCAGGGAGGGACCAGGGUCUGGCGCCCAUGGGACACCCAACUUUCUAUUCUUUAUUCUUUUUGAGAGGGGGAGAGACACUACAGCACCCCUCCACCAUCACCAUCCAUGGAGAUCCCUUAGUGCGGUCCAGGUGUUCUCCUGUGAUGCUGGGCCUCGAGCCCAAUGCUUCAUUUGCAGCAAAGUAUGCUCUCAGCAGGGUUGUUGCUUUUUUGUUUUUGUUUUUGUUUUUUUUUGUUUUUACGUAUCUGGAAGACAAGCUGAUGCCUCCACUACUCUGUUGUUUGCCUAUUUGUUUUUGGAAGAGAUGGAAACAAAUCAGGUGAUGUGAGUGAACCGUGUCUAAAAUGUUAGCUGAGAAGCUAAACUCAACCUGAAGAAAUAAGGAAAGUAGGAUUGCAUACCAGCUGGGCAGAAGAGAAGGAAACAUGGCCGGGACAUUGAGACUUCUGAUCGUCAAGAUUUCCACUCCCAGAUCAACUGCCUGUGAUAGUGCUUUGUGGUGUGUUUGCUUUCUUUGUCCUGUGAGUUACACUAAAACGGUUUCCAGAUGUAUUUCCUGCCAAUGAAAUGGCUGAAUAAAUCUUGUGUUACUCAAUAA